Corylus avellana is the source of this 2411-nucleotide messenger RNA. RefSeq names its product RAB geranylgeranyl transferase alpha subunit 1 (gene RGTA1). The record is from RefSeq and is a predicted model, not a curated record. Gene Ontology annotation, cellular component: cytoplasm; Rab-protein geranylgeranyltransferase complex. Gene Ontology annotation, molecular function: Rab geranylgeranyltransferase activity; protein binding. NCBI's taxonomy places the organism in Eukaryota, Viridiplantae, Streptophyta, Magnoliopsida, Fagales, Betulaceae. Gene Ontology annotation, biological process: protein geranylgeranylation.
GCCAAAAGCGUUCCCUACGCAUUGAACUCAAGUCACGCAACCCCUCUUUGAUCUCCGUCUAAAGAACUGUCGUUUUGCUCUCUCUGAAACUUCGUUCCCAGUACGCGAAAAUGCACGGUCGGCCUCGCACAGCCCCAAAGCCAGAGGACUCAGCGGAUUCGGCAGCCAAAGCCGAAAAGCUACGCUCUCUCCAAUCUCAGUUCCUCUCUAACCACCACAACAAGAUUUAUACGAAGGAAGCUCUAGAGGUCAACGCGAAGCUCCUCGAGAUCAAUCCCGAGCACUACACGGCUUGGAAUUAUAGGAAGCUCACCGUCGAGCAUCGUCUGAGUGAGUCCGAGCCUGAUCCUGACUCGGUCAAGUCGAUUCUCAGAGAAGAACUCAGAGUGGUAGAGAGCGCGUUGAAGCAGAAUUAUAAGUCGUACGGAGCGUGGCAUCAUCGAAAAUGGGUGCUAAACAAGGGGCAUUCAUCUAUAGAUCACGAAAUGGGGCUCCUGGACCGGUUCCAGAAGGUCGAUCCUCGGAACUUUCAUGCUUGGAAUUACCGGAGAUUUGUGGCAGCAUUGAUGAACAGAUCAGAGGUAGACGAAUUACAGUAUACAACAGAUAUGAUAAACACCAAUUUCAGCAAUUAUUCUGCGUGGCACAAUCGUAGUAUACUUCUGUCUAACUUGCUGAAAACAAAGGUUGAAGGGUUUUUCCCAAAAGAGAAGGUCUUGAACGAGGAGUAUGAGCUUGUACACCAAGCACUUUUUACAGACCCAGAUGAUCAAAGUGGUUGGUUCUAUCAUCUUUGGCUUCUUGAUCAAACAGUGAAAGCUGAUGCUCCUGUACUUAUUUCUUCUUGGCCUGCUCAUGAUUCCAAUCUCAUUCUAUCGGGAGAUAGGUGCCUGGAUGACUGUUAUUUGUCUGCAUUCAAUACUUUCCAUUCUGAUUCUGGAAAAAUUCCACUCAUUCUUUAUUUUAAUCAAGCUGUUGAAGGUGUAAAUUCAUCUACAAUAUCAGUUGAAUCUGUGUUUAACACAAAAGGAGAACUUAGUUGGAAACCACUUUCAACAAAUAAUUCUGAGACAGCCCAAGUUUGGGUUACUCACCUCAAUUAUCCUGAAGAAAAGCUCCAUUCUUCAGAAGCCUAUCCAGUAGAGGUUAGAGUUGGACAUUCUCAAGGCAUCAUUUCUUCAAGUGGUUUUCGCUAUAACCAACCUUCUAGGUUUGCCUUUAAAGUGUUUGUACGGUCUGUUGAAAAAGACCCAGCUGUGCAUGAUGGAGAGAUGAUUUCAUGGGGAGAUGAAAAUUUUCUUUUAUAUGAAGCACCUCCUCAGGAAUCAAAUCCACUUGUUUCUUUAGAUCAGCUAAAUAUUAAGGAUUACCAUGAGCAAACAUCUUCAAUGUGGCGUGCAGAGACUAUAGCAAAUGAAAUAGCUCUCUUCCGGGAAUUGUUGUCGGUGAUUAGCUGUAAAAUUGGAAAGCUUACACUUGCAAGAUUGUUGGUGGCUCAUGACACGUUGCUGUCUCCAUGUGCUAAGAAAAUGGUCCAUUCUGAAGAAGUUAUCAAACUUUAUAGUGACUUAAUGAAGUUGGAUCCACCACAUUUCCAAUACUACAAGGACGAGUACAGCUUAGUUUUAUUGCAGCAGCUAACUUUCAGUAGGGAGUCUUUGCUGAGAUACUGCUUUCGUCAUAGAGAUGGGGCUUCAUCAUUUAUUAGUAAUUCUAUCUGUUUACGACUGAAUAACUUAUCAUUAUCGCGGAUGGGGUCUAUUGAGAGGUUAUUGUGGGUCCAAAUGCUAGACUUGAGCCACAAUGAACUUCAAUCAAUUGAAGGAUUGGAGGCUAUGCAGCUUCUUUCUUGCUUAAAUCUGAGUGACAAUAAACUCAGUAGUUUCACAGCUCUGGGACCCUUGAUACUGCUGAAGUCACUUAAAGCGUUGGAUGUUUCACGCAAUGAGAUAGGUUUACACUCGAUUGAUACAACAAGGUAUCUGUGUUCUUCUCCUUUGUCUCAUACAGAAGAAAUUGAUUGGAAUCGUGAUGAAAUAGUGACUGGUGAUGUCAACCUGAGAAAUUAUUGGGAGGCUUUUCUAAUAUUUAGAGGCUUGCACUUGACACAGUUAGAUAUUGUUGGGAAUGCAAUUGCUGAUGAAAAAUUUAAGUCAUUUUUGGUCAAGAUUGUGCCUACACUCAAGUGGCUGGAUGGUGGAGAACUGCAUUAACCUUAAAUUUGUUAUUUUUUUUCCUGCUUUCUCCUUUUUAAGUUUUAGACAAGGAGGCAUAUGAUAUAGGAACUUAUUGGAGAAUCGUCUACUUUGAUUUGCUGAUCUUGGACCCGAGGCAUUCUUUUUCCAGUUAUGUUAGCUUGUAUGGUGAAAAUUGAUUUAAGCGAUAUGACAAUUUUAAUCUGUUUGCAAGCU